CCAUAAAGGUAAUAUUUCACUCUAAUCAGUGAUCACGUUACAACCGUUCUAACCACUUUCUUCCAGCAGUAGUGAAAAUAUUUCCUUAUCUAAUAUUUUUAGAUUUCCACCAAUCGAAAUGGCAAACGAAGAAGAACCGCAACAAAAACUUUUCAUUACUGAUUCUUCGAAAAUUUACGAAGAUAUGUCACCUUAUUACUUGAAGGAAACUUUUUCCGACAUUCAACUAAUCUUAUCCGAUAAAACACUCCAUGCGCACAAGAUUGUUCUCGCUGCUCGUUGCAAAUAUUUUGAGUCUCUUUUACUGCAAGACCCAAAACAAACCCAAAUUGAAUUAAUCAAUGUGCCUUCAAAAGCUUUUGAAACAAUACUGUACUACAUUUAUACAGAAAUCAACUUGUUGAAAAGAGAUGCGUUUCCUGUUCAAGAAAUCGAUGUCUUUAAGAUAGCGUCCGACUGGUGCAAGAUUAAUGAAGACUUGGACAACUUGGUUAUUGAAUGUGUUCGGUUUCCUUGCUUAACUCGAAACGAAAUAUUAAAUGUUGUUUGGCCGUCUAAAGUGGUAAAUAACGAAAAACUGCUAAAGGUUCUUACAACGAUUGAAAAUAACGGUACAAAAGAAACACAACGAUACGUUUCUGAACAGUUUGAAGGUAAAAAUCUUACUACAGCAAAAUAUAAUGUUAAAGUAAUUUCUGGAUUAAAUACCACAAUGUUGUUUGAAGCAACUAAAAACGACAAAGAUGGUGCUUAUCAUAAUGAGGACGAUAAAAACGGUAUUACUGUAGAUCUUGCUGGGGUAAAAUGCUUCAAUCACAUAACGAUGAAUAUAAGAAAUUGGUGGAUCGGUUACAGCAUUGAAAUUUCCACAGAUCUACAAAAGUGGCAUAACGUCAUAGAUUACAGUAGAUACAAGUGCGAAUAUAAUCAAAAUUUAUAUUUUGAACAACAGAAGGCUAGAUACAUCCGAAUAGUUUUAGAGUCUUCUUUAGCCAGAAUUGGUAAAUUUCAAGUUUACAUGAGCAGGAAUGUUCCUACGAUACAUAACCAAAUUGUUUGCCCCUCUUCAAACGUGAUAACUUCCGAAACGGAUAUAGAUUUCUGGGAGACGUCUCCUGGUUCAUUCACUACGCGUCUGUUUUUAAAUCAACCAUACAUGAUUUCACGGAUAAAGGUUAGGCUGCAAUUUUACAAAUCUAUAUCAAGUAUAGGGAUAUCCAGCGACGGGGACUUGGAAGAAGUUGAACUUCCAAAACACCAAAACUUACUGCUCCGUUUUAACAAAAGAAUAGUAAUUUUUAUUAGAAUUAUUGGUAAACUUUCUCCUAAUAAGACUGCAAACGACUACAAACAGUUUUUGGAGGAUAUUGAAUGUUUGUAAUUAAGAACUUCCAAAUUCAAAACUUUAGGUUAAGUUAAGUUAUAAUAACAAUUAAAUAUGUAAAUUUCUGUAUUAAAUUUGUUUAUCAUUCUAA
Zophobas morio is the source of this 1475-nucleotide messenger RNA. Its product is annotated as BTB/POZ domain-containing protein 9-like. Gene Ontology annotation, molecular function: protein binding. The record is from RefSeq and is a predicted model, not a curated record. Bases 119 to 1381 code for a protein of 420 amino acids. Gene Ontology annotation, biological process: adult locomotory behavior; modulation of chemical synaptic transmission; circadian behavior. Gene Ontology annotation, cellular component: cytoplasm. The transcript is spliced from 10 exons. NCBI's taxonomy places the organism in Eukaryota, Metazoa, Arthropoda, Insecta, Coleoptera, Tenebrionidae.